CGGGCUGACGCCAAGCACAAGUACCUGAUCGCGCUGUAUACCAAGGACGAGUACUUCGCCGUGGCGGCCGAGAACGAGCAGGAGCAGGAGGGCUGGUACCGCGCCCUCACCGACCUGCUCAACGAGGGCAAGGCGCACCCGCUGCCCCCCGAGCCCAAGAGCCCCGGGGAGUACAUCAACAUCGACUUUGGCGACGCCGCCGUCUACUCUCCCCCCUCGCUGCCCGCCGACAGCCCGGCCUCCUCGCUGGGCCCGGGCACGGGCCAGCGGCGCUCCCCGCUCUCCGACUACAUGAACAUCGACUUUGGGUCGCAGUCGCCCUCGCAGUCGGGCACGGUCUCGGUGGGCUCCCUGGAGGCGCUCUCGCCGGGCUCUUCCUCCAGCACGAGCCAGCACGACGGGCGCUACCUGAAGUCGGCCGUGGGGGUGGCUUGCCUGUCCAGCCCGUCCGACAGUGGGGAUUACACUGAGAUGACCUUCGGCAUGGCCACCACGCCACCCCAGCCCAUCGCUCAGAAGCCAGAAAGUGCCCGCGUCACGAGCCCCACAGCGGGGGUGAAGAGGCUCACCCUCUCGGGGGUGGAGGCGUUCAUCCUCUCCAGCCCUCCCCCCGACCCCAACCGGGGGGCCAAGGUGAUCCGCGCAGACCCCCAGGGGCGACGGCGGCACAGCUCCGAGACCUUCUCCUCCACCACCACUGUGACCCCCGUGUCCCCCUCGUUUGCACACAACCCCAAAAGGCACAACUCGGCCUCGGUGGAGAACGUGUCUCUCAGGAAAAGCGAAGGCCUGGAGGAGGAGCAGGGCAGCAGCCCCAUGUGCCGGGAGACCUCGGCCGGCUUCCAGAACGGCCUCAACUACAUCGCCAUCGAUGUGGUGGACGGCACCCUGGCGAACUGUGACAAAGCCAGGUCGAAAGGCAGGCACGUGCUGAACGGGGGCAUCAACGGGCUGGAGACGAGCGCCUACGCCAGCAUAGACUUUCUGUCCCACAACCUGAAGGAAGCAAGUGCUGUGAAAGAGUGAAGGAGUUAGUUUUAUCACCAUGACCUCAAACAACAGAGUACAACAUUCAAAGAAGCUGCUCGGCAUUUUUUUUUUUUUUUUUUAACUGAAGCUGCUUAAGGUUUACUUUUGCUGUUAUCGUUGGUCCGGACAGUUACUUAACUUUCAAACUGUUGUGGGCUAAACUGUACAACAAAUCUGCAAGGAAGGGAAAGCAACCUGCCUAACUCAUUACCUGUCAUUGGCAUCUACAAUACCAUUUUGCUGCUGUUUUGACAGAAGUUCAAGACGCUCUUUAGCUAGUUGGAACUUUUCUGCCGGCCUCUUUAACUACAGGCCAAUGCCUUCAUUUCCUUUUUCUGCAAAGACAAACUGUAUUUAUUCUUCGGCAUAUUAGGAGAUUCUGUAACACCUGCUAAAGCAGCGAAAUCUGGUAUUUACUGGCAUAAUUUCAAGCCCAUCACAGUACUACCUCAGUUCAAAGUAAAGCCGGAUUUGCAGUGUCGGUGUGCGGCAGGACCUCCUGUAUCUCUGUGCUGAGUAUCUCAAGAACAGUCAUCGGCCUUACCGAACUCGUACCGAGCUGCUGGGUGGUUCUCGAUCCCUAGCUGCAGUGUUUACUUAUCAGGCAAAGCCUGACGUGGGCACUAAAGAGCCUAAUAUAAGACAAAACUCCGUGCAUUGGACUUGGGGCGAAGGAUUAAGUAUAGUUAAAAUGUGUAACUUAAGCAACAUAAGUUAAAAAUAUCAAACUGUAUUGGGGGUAUCUCUCUUUACCUUUGACACACUUGUUUUAUCCUCUCUAUGUAGGUGUUUAUGUAGGUACUUCAGAUUGCAAAAGCCUUUUCUCCUAUUUACAAACUCACUUUUGUCAGCUAACCCUGUCCUUAGCUGCAUUUCUUGUAACCAAAAAUCCACGUAGACUUGCUAGAAAUGCAGGGAUGAUAAUGGAUGCUGGACGGAUCGAAGCGCUAAUGUUAACACAGUAUUACCUUGCUGUUCAGAAAGUCCUGGUACUUGCCUUCUGCCAGAAAAGUGGCAUUGCAGCUACAGGCA
Molecule: messenger RNA, 2061 nt
Organism: Tinamus guttatus (white-throated tinamou)
Lineage: Eukaryota; Metazoa; Chordata; Aves; Tinamiformes; Tinamidae
Source: RefSeq, a predicted model, not a curated record